UUGGUGUUUUUUGGUGAUUUUGGGUGUUUCUGCUUGCAGGCUGAAGACCAGGACCUCGGCCAGGUUCGGGCUGUCGGCGCAGCCGCGCCUCGUGGACAUCAUCGCGGCCGUGCCGCCGCAGUUCCGGAAGGUUCUGCUGCCCAAGCUCAAGGCCAAGCCCAUCAGGACGGCCAGUGGGAUCGCCGUGGUGGCCGUGAUGUGCAAACCCCACCGCUGCCCCCACAUCAACUUCACGGGCAACAUCUGCGUGUACUGCCCAGGAGGGCCUGACUCUGAUUUUGAAUAUUCCACCCAGUCCUACACAGGAUAUGAGCCAACAUCCAUGAGGGCCAUCCGGGCUCGCUACGACCCCUUCCUGCAGACGAGGCACAGAGUGGAGCAGCUGAAGCAGCUGGGCCACAGCGUGGACAAAGUGGAAUUUAUCGUGAUGGGUGGCACCUUCAUGGCCCUGCCCGAGGCCUACCGCGAUUAUUUCAUCAGGAGCCUGCACGACGCCCUGUCGGGCCACACUUCCAACAACGUGGCAGAGGCUGUCAGCAGAGCAGAGAGGAAGGUUGAAGGUGUGACAUUCUCGGUGUGAGCCCACCUGUGCUGCUCCUCCGGCCAUCCCCAUCCCCGCUGGCCAUUUGGGAUUUGGGAUUUGGGAAGCUGUGAGUAAUUGAGUCUUUGAUCUUCAGCUUUUGUCUGAGAGCAGAGUUCAAUGGAGAGGCUUUGUUAGCAGAGCUGUUGCUGUUUUUUUUCUCUGAGGGAGAAAAUGUUGGAGACCCGGCUCUGCUGGAGGAGUAGCUGCCUUGUAGGUGUAAAUAAAUGAGUUUAUUUAAGAGGCCAGCUCUGAUUUAAA
Molecule: messenger RNA, 841 nt
Organism: Passer montanus (Eurasian tree sparrow)
Lineage: Eukaryota; Metazoa; Chordata; Aves; Passeriformes; Passeridae
Product: elongator complex protein 3-like
Exons: 6
Coding region: 197-580 (127 amino acids)
Biological process (GO): tRNA wobble base 5-methoxycarbonylmethyl-2-thiouridinylation
Cellular component (GO): elongator holoenzyme complex; nucleus; cytoplasm
Source: RefSeq, a predicted model, not a curated record